CAGGUAAGAGAGCCAUAAAAAACACAUAAAUACGAGUAUUACAACGUUCUUUUCUGCCUCACAGAUUUGUUUCCUUCUUUUACUCGUACCCCUUUUGUGCGGUGUCGGCGGGGCACCGGCCCAAGGAGUUGAUCCAAAUUUGAAGAGCUUCUACCACGAGGCGGACGACGAGGAGCAAAUGUUUUCCUACAAAACGAACGACGGCCAAUCACGCGAGGAAACGGUCUCCUGGGAUAAAGACACGGGCAAGAUUGUCAUCUCCGGGUGGUAUCGAUACCUCGGGCCGGACGGUGUCCUCUACACCGUGCAGUACGUGGCGGACGAAAACGGGUUUCAGCCGCUCGGCGCCCAUCUGCCCGGUGCCGAUCCGAAUCCAGAUUUGUACACCAUUUCUACCCCGUUCGCGGGUGGAAUCUCGAAAACCGUGCUCCUCUCGCUGGUUGGAUAAACCAGGCCGACCAGGUGGGCG
Molecule: messenger RNA, 469 nt
Organism: Anopheles coluzzii
Lineage: Eukaryota; Metazoa; Arthropoda; Insecta; Diptera; Culicidae
Product: larval cuticle protein 65Ag1-like
Exons: 2
Coding region: 179-448 (89 amino acids)
Cellular component (GO): chitin-based extracellular matrix
Molecular function (GO): structural constituent of chitin-based larval cuticle
Source: RefSeq, a predicted model, not a curated record